AUGCCAAACGGUCUUGAGGCCCGCCUGGUCUCUGUGGCCGUGCGGUUUGAGGAAAUCGAGCGGUGCAUUGCGCAGCUGCGCCAAAUGUCGCGUAGCGCACCGGACGCGGCAGCCGCGGGGGCGGCCUCCGCGACACGAGAAGCGACGGGUGCCCGCCAUCGUGACCCCGGAGACGUGCGGGAGCUGCAGCAGUGCGCGCGGGACACGCCGGAGGUGGCUGCGCUGCGGCGGUGGUGUUUGGCGCAUGGACUCUACAGCGCCCGUUUCCGCUGGGUGCCGAGCGAAUAUUACCAACAGCCGCUGCAGUGGCGGCGGGACGUUCUGGAGGCCCCCUCCAUUCACCACCUUUGCAAGUCCAUCGUGCUGGAGAACACGCACUGCCCCCACACGGACUGUGGCCGCCGCGAGAACUCUCGCUAUUAUAUCGCCGUCUUCCCGUACACGGAGAGGUUCGAUAACCGCCUCCUUACGCGCUUCGUGAUGGACAUGAACAAAGGCAUGGGAAAAAAGAAGUUUAACUUUCGCCUGGCAGACCCUGCAAAGGCGCUGCAGCUGACGGGCUUCAGUUACGGUGCGGUGGUCCCGGUCGGCACUACCGAGGAGGUGCCUGUUAUCAUCAGCGACCGCAUCGUGGAGCUCUCCCCCUCCGUGUUUUGGAUGGGCGGGGGCCACCUGGACUGCAAGCUGGGCGUGGAUGUGGCGGAGUUUAUCCGGGUUGUCAAUCCUCUCGUCGCCGACUUCACAACCCCGCUAACGGUGGAGGAGUUGGAGCGGUUGGUUGAACUAAAAAAAAAGGGGAAAAAGCGAAAAAAAAAGACAGAGGAAGAAUU
Messenger RNA from Trypanosoma conorhini, 830 nucleotides. RefSeq names its product YbaK/aminoacyl-tRNA synthetase-associated domain-containing protein. The record is from RefSeq and is a predicted model, not a curated record. The transcript has a single exon. NCBI's taxonomy places the organism in Eukaryota, Euglenozoa, Kinetoplastea, Trypanosomatida, Trypanosomatidae. Gene Ontology annotation, molecular function: aminoacyl-tRNA deacylase activity. The annotation marks the transcript as partial.